GCCAAUAGCUAAGACUGCCCCCCCACACCCCACCCUCCCUGACCCCGCGGGACUCCGCUCAGUCAGCGCCGAAGCUGCCCGGUGACCCGAAGUUGCAGCAGGUCCCGGCUGACGUCGCCGUCCAGAUGGCCUCCAGGCUGACCUCGCUGACCCUCCUGCUGCUGCUGCUGGCUGGGGAUGGAGCCUCCUCGAAAUUGGAUGUGACCGGCCAUGGCUUCAGGGAUUCAGAGAGCCCGGAAGGAGGGAGCAAGGGCCACACCUUAGAGGGAAGUAUCUCCAAGAAUCUAUCUAGUCAACACAUCAAGGAAUCUUCCUUGACAAAGAACUCGACAACCAAUUCAACAAUCAGCACAACCACCAAAAGAACAGCUAACUCCACCACAGAACACACUACCCAGCCCUCUACACAGCCUACUUCCCAGCUCACCAUCCGGCCCACCACCCAGCCUACCACCCAGCCCACCACUGAGCCCUUCUGUCCCGGGCCUGACACUCUCUGCUCUGACUUGGAGAAGCAGUCAGCAGAGGCCAUACUGGGAGAGGCUUUGGUAGAUUUCUCCCUGAAGCUCUACCAUGCGUUCUCAGCCAUGAAGAAGCCUGAGACCAACAUGGCCUUCUCCCCACUCAGCAUUGCCAGCCUCCUCACCCAGGUCCUGCUUGGGGCUGGAGAGAGCACCAAGAGGAACCUGGAGAACGUCCUCUCAUACCCCAAGGACUUUGCCUGUGUCCACCAGGCCCUGAAGGCCUUCAAGUCCAAAGGCUUCACCUCAGUGUCUCAGAUCUUCCACAGCCCAGACCUGCCCAUAAAGGACACCUUUGUGAACACCUCCCAGAGCCUGUAUGGCAGCAGCCCCAGAGUCCUGGGCAAUGACAGCAAUGCCAACUUGGAGCUUAUCAACACCUGGGUGGCUGAGAACACCAACCACAAGAUCAGCCACCUGCUUGACAGCCUGCCCUCUGACGUCCGCCUUGUCCUUCUCAACGCUAUCUACCUGAGUGCCAAGUGGAAGACAACAUUUGAUACCCAAAAAACCAGGUCAGAGCCCUUUUACUACAAGGGCUCUAUGAUCAAAGUGCCCAUGAUGACUAGCAAGAAGUAUCCUGUGGCCCAUUUCACUGACUCGACUUUGAAGGCCAAGGUGGGACAGCUGCAGCUCUCCCACAACAUGAGCUUCGUCAUUCUGGUGCCUCAGAACCUGAAACUCCGCCUUGAAGACAUGGAGCAGGACCUCAGCCCUGCUGUCUUCAAGGCCAUCAUGAAGAAGCUGCAGUUGUCCAAGUUCCAGCCCACUCUCCUGAUGAUGCCCCGCCUCAAAGUGAAGCCCAGCCAUAACAUGCUGUCAGUCAUGGAGAAACUGGAAUUCUUUGACUUUUCUUAUGACUCCAACCUGUGCGGGCUGACGGAGGACCCAGACCUUCAGGUUUCCGCGAUGGAGCACCAGGCCGUGCUGGAGCUGACCGAGACCGGGGUGGAAGCCGCUGCGGCCACCGCCGUCUCUGUAGCUCGCAACUUGCUGAUCUUCCACGUGCAGCAGCCCUUCCUCUUCCUGCUCUGGGACCAGAAGCACCAGUUCCCGGUCUUUAUGGGACGGGUGUACGACCCCAGGGCCUGAGACCGGCAGGGGCCAGGGGAGGGCAAGCUUCAGUCUCCCAGUUGCAACCCUGCGCUGCCUGCCUGGACUUGCCCCCAGCCACCUCCUGCCUCAGCUGUCCUCUGUCCUCCGCCUGGAGGGCUCCCUCGGGUCUGCUUCUAUUCAGCCUUUCUUCCUAGCCCUAUUAUCACCCCAAACCACUGCGUGCGGUUUUCUCUGGUUCCUGUUCACCAGACCCUACAAAUAAAACCUGGCAGAACAUGA
Molecule: messenger RNA, 1856 nt
Organism: Tupaia belangeri chinensis (Chinese tree shrew)
Lineage: Eukaryota; Metazoa; Chordata; Mammalia; Scandentia; Tupaiidae
Gene: SERPING1
Product: serpin family G member 1
Exons: 8
Coding region: 126-1613 (495 amino acids)
Biological process (GO): negative regulation of endopeptidase activity
Molecular function (GO): serine-type endopeptidase inhibitor activity
Source: RefSeq, a predicted model, not a curated record